AUGGCAAUUGCACCAGACGUGGUUUCUCAUGAGCAGUCCUAUGCGCGAGAAGAAAAGCUCAACGAAGCGACAUCUCAAUACGGCAUGACUAUCGACUUCGAUCCAGAAGAGAUACGAAAGAAAUACGAGGCUGAAAAAGCUAAGCGUGACAACAAUGGCGGUUUAGGUCAAUACAUUCGGUCAAAAGACGUCAACAUCGUUCACUACGACGAAGACCCGUAUGCAAAAUUCCCUGUUGAACGACUACCUGUCGACGCAAUUUUUGACGUAGUCAUCGUCGGUGCAGGAUAUACUGGCCUUCAGGUUGCUGCUCGUCUGAUUGAGAAUGGCCUCACUAGCAUCUGCAUCAUCGAGAAAGGAAGCGGGGUUGGAGGGACAUGGUACUGGAACCGUUACCCCGGACUCCAAUGCGACAUUGAAUCCUACAUAUACAUGCCUCUGUUGGAGGACGUCGGCUCGAAGCCCAGUCGAAAGUACGCUUCGGGAUUCGAGCUGUGGCAGCAUGCAGACAGAAUCGCCGAGAAAUUUGGUCUGAAGGACCGCAUCCUUUUCCAGACGAUAGUGUCUAAGAUGUCUUGGGUCGAGGAAGACGCCCACUGGAAGAUCGACACAAACCGUGGUGAUAAUAUUAGAGCCCGGUGGACCAUUUCGGCCUCGGGUCCUUUUCAUGCACCCAAAUUCCCAGGAGUGCCAGGGAUUGAGAAAUUCCAGGGAAAGAGCUUUCAUUCUUGCCGGUGGGAUUACGACUACACUGGCGGAAGUUUUGAAAACCCGACACUGGACAAGCUUGCUGACAAGACUGUUGUUAUUAUUGGCACAGGAGCAACGGCCAUUUAG
Penicillium vulpinum is the source of this 837-nucleotide messenger RNA. Its product is annotated as flavin-containing monooxygenase. The record is from RefSeq and is a predicted model, not a curated record. The transcript is spliced from 2 exons. NCBI's taxonomy places the organism in Eukaryota, Fungi, Ascomycota, Eurotiomycetes, Eurotiales, Aspergillaceae. The coding region runs from base 1 to 837 and encodes 278 amino acids.